CCAUACUGGUCGAGCAACCAAUUCGGGCGGACCGCGCCAUCGUUGCAUCGAUAAAACCCCUCGGCACACGCUCCGUCUCCACUCCAUUUCACAUCUCUCCUCCGGCAGCACACGAAAUCAAAAGAAGGGGAACGGAGUAGAGCAAGGCCAUGGAGAGCUACGACCGCGAGUUCUGGCAAUUCAGCGACCAGCUGCGCCUGCAGACCGCGGGCUUGUCCGCCCUCUCUCUCGGCGACUCCAUCUGGUCCCCUGCCGCCGACCGCCACAACGCCGACCCGGCGGCCAGCCUCUUCAGCUCAGCGGACCCCUUCCGCUCCGCCGCCGCCAAGAACAGCAACCUCAACGACAGCGGCCCCGGCCUCAUCGGCUCCGGCAAGCUCGCCUUCGGCGCCACCACCACCAGCAAGGCCGACCGAUACAACAACCUCCCCGCCGCCGCCGACAAGGCCCUCUACAGCAACAACUUGAACAAAGGCAGCGGCUAUGCCAAGAACAUCAUCGACAGCAACAACAUCUUUGCGUUCAGCAAGAUGGGGAGCUACAACUACAACAGCAAUAACAGUGACCGCGGGGAGGUGAAGAGCUACUUCAACAAGUCAGCCGGGAGGCCGGCGAGCAACAACAACCACCACCAAGCCGGCAAGAAGGCCGCCGGCGGGGACUAUGGCAAGAAGAAGCACGCCAAGAACGAGAGCAACAACGGCAACGGCGCGGGGACGGACAAGAGGUUCAAGACGCUGCCGGAGUCGGAGGCGCUGCCGAGGGGCGAGGCCGUCGGCGGCUACAUCUUCGUCUGCAACAACGACACCAUGGACGAGAACCUCCGGAGGGAGCUCUUCGGAUUGCCGUCGAGGUACAGGGAUUCUGUGAGGGCGAUCAGACCAGGGCUGCCCCUCUUCCUCUACAACUACUCCACCCAUCAGCUCCACGGAAUCUUCGAGGCCGCGAGCUUCGGCGGGACAAACAUCGACCCGACGGCGUGGGAGGACAAGAAGUGCCCCGGCGAGUCCCGCUUCCCUGCGCAGGUGCGGGUGGCGACGCGGAAGAUCUACGACCCGCUGGAGGAGGACGCCUUCCGCCCCAUCCUCCACCACUACGACGGGCCCAAGUUCCGCCUCGAGCUCUCCGUCACAGAGGCCCUCGCUCUGCUUGACAUCUUCGCGGAGAACGACGACGCCUGAACUUGCACAUCAUGCUGCCUGCCUGGCCGAUCGACGUUCAGGGGGACGCCGAUGGAAUAGCACGCAAUAAAAUCGACAUGUGUAUGAUAUACCGGUUUUGCGACAUGUGUAACAGGAUCCCUAGUACCCUUGGGGGCUGAGAGAAGCAUGCGUCCCGUUAUUGUUUGUCAUGUGCGAUGAUUGCAGAGGAUAUCAGCCCUCGUUCCUGUUAAGAUACAUAUUUACACUUACGGACGGCCAUGUAUAAACCACUGGAGUUUUUAUGCUGUUUCUUUUGUUGAACACAUGAAUAAAGCACCAGAUAAGAGUGUUACUUUCGAA
Phragmites australis (common reed) is the source of this 1502-nucleotide messenger RNA. RefSeq names its product B2 protein-like. Lineage: Eukaryota; Viridiplantae; Streptophyta; Magnoliopsida; Poales; Poaceae. The record is from RefSeq and is a predicted model, not a curated record. The coding region runs from base 150 to 1181 and encodes 343 amino acids. Gene Ontology annotation, biological process: response to endoplasmic reticulum stress. The transcript has 4 exons.